Messenger RNA from Ceraceosorus guamensis, 1546 nucleotides. RefSeq lists its product as hypothetical. NCBI's taxonomy places the organism in Eukaryota, Fungi, Basidiomycota, Exobasidiomycetes, Ceraceosorales, Ceraceosoraceae. Gene Ontology annotation, cellular component: Ndc80 complex; kinetochore. The record is from RefSeq and is a predicted model, not a curated record. The transcript has 5 exons. The annotation marks the transcript as partial.
GGAACUGUAUGAAGAAGGCGUGCACCACAUGUUGCUCUUUCGUGAAAUUCGAGCAAUGAUGACGCACGCAACGAUUCAAGAUUUCGCAAUGGCAGACUUGACCAAACCGACGGCAAAGAGGUUCAAGAAUCACCUGUCUGCUCUCUCUAACUUUUGGCGAUUCAGUCAAGAUCGCGUCAUCGAAUUCGACGAUGCGGCUCGGGAUGGCGAUCAGCUGCUGGACCGAAGAGAGGAUCUGGUCAAGAGCGUGGAUGUGCUGCGCAACGAGCUUCGCAACCAGACGGAGCAACGAGCGGCGGAACAGCCCAAGGUGCUUGCGCUGAGGGAUGAGAACGCUCGUCUGUCCGACAAGCUGUUGGGUCUCAAGAAGGAGCAAGGCACGCUGAUGCAAGAGCACGACGUGUUCAAGACGGAAAAGGGAGACUUGACUCAAAAGUUGCUAGAUCUCCAGUUCAAGCUCAACACUGCCAUUGCCGAUAUCAGGCGGUACCAGAAUCGAGCGAUCGAGUCACCCAACAAGCUGAGAGAGAUGUUGUCAGAGUUGGAAGAGCGAUACAAGCAGGACAAGGUGUCUUUGGGCGAUAGUCAGCGCAAGAUUCGAGAGCUUCAAGAGAAGCAAAAGGUGUUGCAGGGUGUAGAGACGGAGACGAAAUCGGCGCAGGGUCUGUUGCAGAGAGUGCUGGAACAGACGCAAAAGUAUGCGCAGGAAGAAGCGGCUAGGGAUCAUGCGUUGGCUACUUUUGCGGAUAAUCAGAGAGCGAGGGACGAGAUCGAGCUGAAGAAGGACUUGGUGGCUAGACGAUUGGCCAGCCUGACGCAGCGCAUCGAGAGGCUCAACAAGAGCAUCGAGACGAGAAGAGCGGAGGAGAAGAAGAGAGCUUUGGAGGUCGAGGCUGAAUUUGAUCGACUUUCGAAGGAGAAGGGCAAGAGGUCAGAGGAGGAAAAGGGCAAAGUGCAAGAGGCUGACGCGUACGAGAAGGAGUACACCGACUUGAUGCGCGCAUACGACGCUCACGUAGCGUACAUGAAGCAGGAGAGCGAGGUGAUCAAGGCUCGAGCACGAGAGUACAUGUCGGUCAUUCGACAGAAACUCAAUGUGCAGGUCUAGAAUCACGUGAAUACUCUCACGUCCGUCUCGCCCUGUUCGCCAAGUCAAUUUGAAUGCUUGCUUAAGGAUUCUUGUUGUCUUUUUUUUUUUCCUUUGCCCAAGGCUCGCCCUCUCAUCUACUUCCAUGUACAGUAGUCAUCUCGACCGUGUCAAUUCAUCUUCCAAAGCUCGAAUACUGACUCGUCGAUGUUGCGCAUCAAUGGAUGGCGUGAAAGGAUCCUCGCGUCCGAGUCGCGUAAUUUAUCCACAAUCGUCGCAAGGGUUGAAGGACGAGGGUAACUCGGCGAUCGCCAGGGCCCAAUUCGCGUUGGCAAUGAUGCACGAGGCGCUGGAGAAGGAGCGGUGGAAGCUUUGCUGCGCGUUCCUUGCUUGCCUGCACGAUUUGGUAUGCGGAAGCACACACGAGAUUCGAGAACUCUGAUUGAUGACUCUUUUUCA